AUGCCUUCCCACAUGCACGGCGUCGCCGCGGAAGACGUCCACAAGCAGAUCCGUCUUCUCAUCCAUGAGCUCGUCAACAUCAAGGACACAACCGGAGAGUUCUUGCUAAAACUCGACGAUGGCCGCAUCAUCGACACCAAGGGCUGGAACGACUGGGAGUGGACGCACGGCAUCGGUCUGUACGGCAUUUGGAAGUACUACGAGAUGACGGGAGAGGACGAGUGGCUCAAGAUCAUCGAGGAUUGGUUCCAGGCCCGCUUCAAGGAGGGCCACAAGGGCAAGAACAUCAACACCAUGGCUGUCUUCUUGACCCUGGCCUACGUCUAUGAGAAGACGGGUAACCCGACAUACCUGCCCUGGCUCGAUAGUUGGGCCGAGUGGGCAUACCACGACCUCCCACGCACCAGACACGGCGGCAUGCAGCACAUUACCUAUCUUGAGGUCAACGACCAGCAGCUCUGGGAUGACACCCUCAUGAUGACGGUGAUGCCGCUGGCCAAGAUUGGUCUGGUCCUCAAUAGGCCGCAUUACGUCGCCGAAGCCAAGAAGCAAUUCCUUCUUCACAUCCAGUACCUGUUUGACACAAAGACGGGACUUUUCUUCCACGGCUGGACUUUCAAGGACGGUGGUCACAAUUUUGCCGAUGCACGAUGGGCACGCGGUAACAGCUGGGUCACCAUUGUCAUCCCCGAGUUCCUGGAGCUCGUCGGACUCAAGACUGACGAUCCUCUCGGCUCGCACCUCAUCAACACCCUCGAGAGCCAGUGUCAGGCUCUCGCCAAGCUGCAGGCCCCCAACGGCUUGUGGCGCACACUCCUGGACAUCUCAGAGGAGGAGGGCUCGUAUGUCGAGGCCAGCGCUACUGCGGGUUUUGCAUACGGCAUGCUCAAGGCCGAGCGACGGCGGUACGUGGGCAAGCAGUACUCUGAGGUGGCAGUCAAGGCGAUCAAGGCUGUGCUGGAAAACAUUAGCCCGGAGGGAGAGUUGCUCAACACGUCAUUUGGCACGGGUAUGGGCCAUGACUUGCAGCAUUAUAAGGAUAUCCCACGGACGAGCAUGCCGUACGGACAGGCUAUGGCUAUGAUGGCCCUGGUUGAGUUCUUGCGGGUGUUUGUGUAA
Fusarium keratoplasticum is the source of this 1119-nucleotide messenger RNA. RefSeq lists its product as uncharacterized. The record is from RefSeq and is a predicted model, not a curated record. Gene Ontology annotation, biological process: carbohydrate metabolic process. The transcript has a single exon. The coding region runs from base 1 to 1119 and encodes 372 amino acids. NCBI's taxonomy places the organism in Eukaryota, Fungi, Ascomycota, Sordariomycetes, Hypocreales, Nectriaceae.